Alternaria atra is the source of this 1446-nucleotide messenger RNA. RefSeq lists its product as uncharacterized. The record is from RefSeq and is a predicted model, not a curated record. The transcript is spliced from 2 exons. The coding region runs from base 1 to 1446 and encodes 481 amino acids. Lineage: Eukaryota; Fungi; Ascomycota; Dothideomycetes; Pleosporales; Pleosporaceae. Gene Ontology annotation, molecular function: aldehyde dehydrogenase (NAD+) activity.
AUGGCGUCCAAAUUCGACACGCAGACUUACCUAGGCAACAUCAUUAACAACCAGCUUAUCCCAACUGCUAAGACGCGACAUUCCAUCGACCCAGCCACCAGCCAACCACUCUACGAAGUGCCAGUAGCCAGGAAAGAAGAUCUAGAUGCCGCCGUGUACGCAGCACGUAAAGCAUUCCAGACAUGGAGCACAACGCCCUUCUCUGAGCGAGCAAAUUUACUCCUCAAAUAUGCGGAUACCAUAGAACAUCACCGCGAUGACCUUGAGCAGCUUCUCACCCAGGAGCAAGGCAAGCCGCUGUCACUAUCGAAAUCUGAGCUUGAUAAGACAUUAACGUGGUUACGCGCCUUCGCCACCAUGGAGAUUAAAGACGAGGUCCUGCAAGAGGACGACGAGAAGAUUGUUUACUCAACUCAUCCACCCAUCGGCGUAUGCGCUGGUAUCGUGCCCUGGAACUGGCCCGUCUUGCUGGGCAUAGGAAAGUUAGGUCCAGCGCUGAUUACUGGAAACACGUUCAUCAUGAAGCCAUCACCAUACACGCCAUAUUGCGACCUCAAGCUCGGUGAACUGGCUACGACAGUAUUCCCACCAGGAGUCGUGCAGGUACUCAGUGGAGACGACAACCUUGGUCCAUGGAUAACUGAACACCCCGGUAUCGACAAGAUCGCCUUCACUGGAUCGAUAGCUACAGGGAAACUGGUCGCAGCAUCCUGUGCGAAGACGUUGAAGCGGUACGUUUUGGAACUAGGUGGCAAUGACGCGGCGAUCGUGUGCGAAGACGUCGAUAUCGACAAAUGCCUGCCUAAGAUUGCUACGCUGAGUUUCCUCAACUCAGGUCAGAUCUGCAUGUUAACGAAGCGUAUCUACAUCCACGAAAGCAUCUACGACACCUUCCGUGAUAAGAUGGUUGAGUUCACAAAGAGCAAUAUCAAGACUGGUGCUGGUACGGAGGAUGGUGUGGUCGUGGGACCUGUGCAAAAUAAGAUGCAAUUCGACAAAGUCAAAGACAUGUACGACCAGAUCUCUGCCCAGCACUGGACUACCGCCCUAGCAGGUUCCGCCACCUCUUCCCCCAACGGCUACUUCAUCACCCCCGCCAUCAUCGACAACCCACCGGAAAACUCCCGAAUCGUCCAAGAAGAACCCUUCGGUCCCAUCGUCCCCUUACUAAAAUGGAGCGACGAAGACGGCGUCAUUGAUCGAGCGAAUGCGCUCAAAACGGGGUUGGGCGCUUCGGUUUGGAGUAAAGAUCUGGAGCGCGCGGAAAGAAUGGCGAGAAGAUUGGAGGCAGGGAGUGUGUGGGUGAAUUCACAUUUUGAUGUUGACCCUAAGGUGCCAUAUGGGGGGUGGAAGGAGAGUGGGGUAGGAAUGGCGUGGGGGGUGGAGGGGUUGAAGGCUUAUACUAACAGUAGGAGUCUGUGGGUGUGGAAGAAGGUUUUUGAGUAA